UUUAUAUGUGAUAUUUUGUGUAUGUGUGAUAGUUGAAUGUGUUUUGUUAUCAUCGUAUUUUGUUGUUUUCGUAGCUCGGCUGCCCGUUAUUAUAUCUGAUUGUGUGGUACAGCGCACCACGUGAUGUCGUCGCUGAGAGUUUAAAAUCAGCGACGGCAGAAGCAGUGGACUACGUGGACCCGGGCUUUGGUGAUUGUAUUCUACAUCAAAUUGCAAAACUCGGCUAUGCACAGGAAAUGAGAGAAUCUCUGAUGAUUUCUGCACGCAAUGUCAAUUUGCAAGACGAGGAUAAAGAGACUCCACUUCACAUCCUGUUAGAAGCCAAACAUAAAUUCAGAGAUCACCUAGAUAUUGCAAGACUUCUUUUGGAUGCCGGGGCUGAUGUAAAUAUAAAGAAUGAGCACAAUCAGACGCCAUGUGACCUCUAUAUAGAGAAUAAAUGUGAGGAGUAUGGUUUUAGAAACAGAAAAAAACACAAGAACGAAGUCUUGCAACUUCUGCAAGACUUUAGAGUUCCAGAGGUAAUUUUAGCCAGAGGCAGUGAGGCUCUGAAGGUUUUUAAUGAGGAAUUACAAGAAGGAAGUAUCACAGUAAACCAUGCACGAUUAAUGGUGACAGGCAAAGAGGGGGUGGGCAAGACUUGUUUGGUAAACACUCUGCUUGAAAGAACAUUUAAUGAAGAAGAACCAUCGACUGAUGGAAUAGUGUUGACCACUGCUUUUCAAACUACUGAUAUAAGUAGUGUGUGGAAAGAGGCAGAGGACAUGGACGAAUGUGAUCGGAUCAAAGAUAUAUUUGAUAAUGCAUUAGAAAGUAAAGUUGCCGAGAAACUGAAACAAAAAGGAAGCCAAGUAGAGGCAGCUGAACCAGUACAGGCAUCAGCAGGAAAGUCAACACCUGUACCUCCACUUGUACACGCCCCUAAAAAAUCAAAUGUCUUUGUACGUGUAUUUCAGCGGUUAACUAAAAAAGAUGGUCGCAGGAAACCAGUUACCUCCUCUACACCUGUAUUACCAUCUGUGCCUGUUCCAGUUGAGGUCAAUGACCCAAGCCAAGCACUGCCAUCAGAAAGGCAAAAAAGAAUAAUUGACAGAAUGUUUGGAAAGGCCUCCGCAUCAACUAGUAAUGAGGACAUGACUUACAUUUGGGACUUUGCUGGCCAGCAGCUCUACUAUAUUACACAUCGAAUAUUCCUAACAAGUGAAGCGGUGUAUUUGAUUUUGUUCAAUUUGAUGGAAGGUAUGCACGACAAGGGGAAGUGUAGAGUCUCUAGAAUGGAAAAACAAAAUGUGAUGACAUAUGAUAUGACAAAUGUACAGAUUAUCAAAUACUGGAUGAGGUUGAUAUAUACUUAUGCUGUCCCUGUUGAGUCACCAGCUCAGGCUACACUGCAAGCCAAGAAACCCCAAAUUGUGGUGGUUGGUACUCAUGGCGAGAGCCUACAGGGUACCGCUGAAGACAAGAAGAAGAAGAUUGAAGAACAGUUUGGUAUAAUAUUUGAAGAAAUCGAAGGUACUCCAUAUGGAUGUCAUGUGGUGAGGAAAAUGUACGCCAUCGACAACAAGUUUCCAACGCAAAGCGAGAUGCUGACAACACUUAAACAAGAUGUUGGUGAAUUUCUGAAUGCAAUGCCCAAAACCAUCCCGCUCAAAUGGCUUGAAUUCCAGCGUAUUUUGCAGGAGAAUGGUAGGACAGCAGUGCGAAUGAGUUAUUCUAAGGUAUGUAAUCAUUGCCUAAAAUGUUAA
This is a messenger RNA of Anneissia japonica, 1745 nucleotides long. RefSeq lists its product as uncharacterized. Gene Ontology annotation, molecular function: protein binding. Lineage: Eukaryota; Metazoa; Echinodermata; Crinoidea; Comatulida; Comatulidae. The transcript is spliced from 11 exons. The record is from RefSeq and is a predicted model, not a curated record. The coding region runs from base 237 to 1745 and encodes 502 amino acids.